Arachis ipaensis is the source of this 348-nucleotide messenger RNA. NCBI's taxonomy places the organism in Eukaryota, Viridiplantae, Streptophyta, Magnoliopsida, Fabales, Fabaceae. The record is from RefSeq and is a predicted model, not a curated record.
AUGCUUAUAGCCCAAAGCCGCCAAAAGAGUUAUGCUUAUCAGAGGCGAAAGGCUUUGGAGUUUGAAGAAGGAGAACAUGUCUUUCUGAAAGUUACACCAACCACUAGACUUCGGAAGUAUACUGCUGAUGCAAGUCAUGUUCUAGAACCAGAACCAAUCCAGGUAAAAGAAGAUCCAACACUUCCAAUAAUUCCAGUGAGAAUUGAUGAUACUAGUAUUAAACGAUUACGCAGGAAGGAAGUAUCAUUAGUAAAAGUAGCUUGGAGUCGAGCUGGUAUCGAGGAACAUACCUGGGAGCUCGAAUUAGAUAUGCAAAAGGACUAUCCACAUCUCUUUUCAGGUAACUAG